Molecule: messenger RNA, 2979 nt
Organism: Microcebus murinus (gray mouse lemur)
Lineage: Eukaryota; Metazoa; Chordata; Mammalia; Primates; Cheirogaleidae
Gene: CAVIN4
Product: caveolae associated protein 4
Biological process (GO): regulation of gene expression
Cellular component (GO): cytoplasm; caveola
Source: RefSeq, a predicted model, not a curated record
GAACUUUUUUAAAAAAGCUUUCCUCUUCUACCCACACAAUCUUAUUUGAGUCCCUUAGUCAGUCAGCAAGCAUGUUUGGAACAGUCCCCAGUGCUUUGCAAGGGUUCAUAUUGCAGAACAGUCACGUAUGGGUAUUUGUAGUUAUAAAUACUUGACCAGUCUCCAGGGGUGGGGUUUCCAACCCUUUAAACAACCUCGUUGCCUGUUAUCAAGCUGACUUUUUGCUCUAAGUGUCAGAAUUGAUUGUGAUUAGGACAUCUUUUGCUGAGAAAUAAAUAAAAUGGAACACAAUGGAUCUGCUUCAAAUGCUGAUAAAAUCCAUCAGAAUCGCUUAUCGGGUGUUACAGAAGAUGAGGACCAAGACGCUGCUCUUACCAUUGUGACUGUGCUGGACAAAGUGGCGUCCAUUGUGGACAGUGUCCAGGCAAGCCAGAAGAGAAUAGAAGAGAGACACAGGGAAAUGGAAAAUGCCAUAAAAUCUGUCCAGAUUGACCUGUUGAAGCUUUCACAGUCACAUAGUAAUACAGGCCAUAUCAUUAACAAGUUGUUUGAGAAAACCCGAAAAGUGAGUGCUCACAUUAAAGACGUGAAGGCCCGCGUGGAGAAGCAGCAAACUCAUGUUAAAAAAGUUGAAGUCAAGCAAGAGGAAAUAAUGAAGAAAAACAAAUUCCGCGUGGUAAUAUUCCAGGAGAAGAUCCGCUGUCCAACAUCCCUGUCUGUUAAAGAGAGAAACCUAGCUGAGAACCAGGAGGAGGAGGAGGAAGAGGAGGAUAUCUUUGAUCCCCCAGUAGAUCUCUCUUCGGAUGAAGAGUAUUAUAUUGAAGAAAGCAGAUCUGCCAGGCUUAGAAAGUCAGGCAAGGAGCGCAUUGAUAACAUCAAAAAGGCAUUUUCUAAAGAAAACAUGCAGAAGACACGCCAGAAUUUUGACAAGAAAGUGAACAGAAUUAGAACUAGAAUAGUGACCCCGGAGAGAAGAGAAAGGCUGAGGCAGUCAGGAGAGAGGCUGAAGCAGUCAGGAGAGAGGCUGAAACAGUCAGGGGAAAGAUUUAAGAAAUCUAUUUCUAAUGCUGCUCCUUCAAAGGAAGCCUUUAAGAUGCGUAGUCUCAGGAAAGCUAAGGAUCGAACUGUGGCUGAAGGUCAGGAAGGUGACAGGGAGAUGGGGGUUGACAUUAUUGCUGGAAGUGAUUCUCUGGGCCCCAUCAGUGAGCUCUACCCAGAUGGGCUCAGCGAACCAGAACACGAGGCGGCCAGGGCGGCGUAUCCUCCCCGAGAAGCUGGGGACAUCCCCACUCCUGAGCCUUUGAAAGUUACUUUUAAACCUCAGGUGAAAGUAGAAGAUGAUGAAUCUCUUUUGUUGGAUUUAAAGCAGUCAUCAUAAAGAGGAAUUAAGUAUAUCCUAAGUAUAAAUCUCCUUAAUCAUGCAGUUUUAGUUUGAAUAGUGUAGUCAUUUACAUUUCUAUGCCAUAUGGGAAAACAGAAAUGGUAUGGCUGUUUCAUUUCUUAUAUUUAAAAUCUUGAAGAUAAUAUAAAUAUUAUAUACAUUUUCCUGUAACUUCCUGGGGAAUUCUUUUUUUCUCCUGGGCAUAUGUGAUUCUAGCAGCUUUUUCUCUGACGUCACUCUUUCUCAUGGCAGCUGUGGAAUUUUAAGUUCCUUUCUCUUGCCCAUCAGACAUGUAGUUUCCUAGGUGAGGCCUGUUAGGUGGUUGAUCAUCCAGAAGAAAUAAAGGGCAAAUCUGUGGCCAUGAUUUGCAAGUGAACACUAAAAAUAUUGGUCUGGAUCAAUGUUGUGGCCAACCUCAAAGGGGAAUUAACUAACAUGUGGAUUAUAUCAUCCAGAUGUUCAAAUCAACAGAUGUGUUAGUAAGCCAACAGUCACACCCGUUUUGGGAUGCUUUUGCAUAAAACAAUUGAAGUUCUGGACUUGAGCAUUUGGCUCUAGCAGCAGAGCUUUACUUAUAGUGAAAUGCUUGGCAGGUCACCUGCUUAUUCUCAUCAAUAAAACGGAGAGAGCUAUCCUGUCCUGCCCAUCUCGGAGGACUGUUGUGAAGACCAGAGGAAAUGUUUUACAUUAUGGGGGAACAAGAAGCACACCCAGAGAAAACAGGCCUCAGUAGUUCCUCAAAACUAGAAUCAAAAUAUUCCACCUUCUGAAAAAGCCCUGAGCACUCAUCAGUGUGGUCCUUGUUUGGACAGAAAGGAAAGUUUGUCUUCAAAGCAUUUUCACAGAAUCAGGAGUGAAAAACAAAUGUUUGGGUGAUGACUUUUUCAUCAAAGACUAAAACCGAACCAUAGGUUUUAGCUGGGUCUUAAAAUGUUCCCUGGCAAACUCUUUUCUAAUUUCCUUUUGAUUUAGAUCUAUGGAGGACUGUAGCCACAUUUGUUUGAGCAGCAUGAGGCGAAAACUGCAGCUUUGAUAUCCUGUGGCCUUUCUAAAGUCAGCCCUGAUGCACUGCAUUUGGAAAUGCCCUCAAAUCUUUCUGUUUUCCAGAGUGAACCCUUUAGGGCCCGAUGUCCAAAACAGUGUCUGUAGGAGUUCAUCAUAGCUGCUUUGGGAGGAAGCCAGGUUCCCACUUCUCUGUUAGCUUUAGAUCUGUCCAGUCAGGAAGUAGAUAUUGCUAAAAAAAGAGAUAAAUGGUCAUACUGGUUUGCCACUUGUGGCAUGCUUAAAUCUUUUAGUUUUGUAAUCGGAAAGAAAUGAUGGAAUUGUUGAAUUUGAAGAGUUUGGACAACAGUCAGAUCCCACUUUUUUCUCACUUUCAGACCAGUUUUGGAUAAUCAGGUAGUAGUUAAAUAUAAUAAUAAGUAUACAUAUAGACACAUGGGUAUAGCUUUAGUAUAUUUGACUCAGUUACUCAGAUGUGGGUUUUCGGAGUUUAAUUCAGCAUCAUUUCCUCUUCACCCUGUAUGAACACAUAAAAUUGUAAAUCAUUCAUCUUGUUAUCUUAUUAUAUUGAAAAUUAAAGUAUGUACAACAUUGAA